This is a messenger RNA of Lottia gigantea (owl limpet), 2748 nucleotides long. RefSeq lists its product as hypothetical. The transcript is spliced from 20 exons. NCBI's taxonomy places the organism in Eukaryota, Metazoa, Mollusca, Gastropoda, Lottiidae. Gene Ontology annotation, cellular component: cytoplasm. Gene Ontology annotation, molecular function: peptide binding; metalloaminopeptidase activity; zinc ion binding. The coding region runs from base 1 to 2748 and encodes 915 amino acids. Gene Ontology annotation, biological process: peptide catabolic process; proteolysis. The record is from RefSeq and is a predicted model, not a curated record.
AUGUACUUAAACUUUCAAGGUACUGCCUGUGCCGAAGCGAAUGUAAGUAUCACCACAGAUUCAAUAACGCAUGCACCAACUACUGCAACACCUGAAACAAUCAUCAACUACCGCUUACCAUCAAACACCAAACCAUAUCACUAUAAUAUCGACCUACAACCCAAUAUGUAUGAUGAUUCCCCGGAUAAGUUUACUUUCAAUGGGAGUGUUAUGAUUUGGAUUAAAUGCCUUGAAGAAUCUGCAGAGAUAACUCUCCACGUUGACCGUUAUGAAGUAAACGAAUCAUCCAUCGUGGUAUCUCAUCUGAAUGACAACGAGAAUCUUUACGUUCGGCACACCAAUGAUUCUGUAAGACAAUUUCUGGUGUUGCAUUUAACUAAGAAUAUGACUGCUGGUGAGAAUUAUACAAUAUAUAUGACAUUUGCUGGACCCUUGAUUGGUGGUGGUGCCGGUCUGUAUCUUAGUUCAUAUACAGAUAAUGGGAAGACAAUAUAUCUGGCCACAACACAAUUCGAAGCGCCCCAUGCAAGAAAAGCAUUUCCAUGUUAUGAUGAACCUGCAUUGAAAGCGACUUUCAAUACAACAUUACGACAUAAAUUGAACACGGGACGUGAUUAUAUAACUGAAGAAGGCGAGUAUGGGGUUGAUGUUUAUUCUACUACAGUCAUCAUGCCCACUUACCUUCUAGCUUUUAUUAUUUGUGAUUAUGAAUACGUGGAAGGUAUAUCAGCCAAAACUCAAAUACCGUACCGAACCUAUGCCAGACCAAACGCUAUACAAUACGCAAACAGAUCUCAGGAACAUGGUAUUAAGAUAUUUGAUAAAUAUGAAUCUUACUUUACACCUAGUUAUUCACUUCCUAAAAUAGACAAUAUAGCUAUUCCUGAUUUUAAUGCUGGUGCCAUGGAGAAUUGGGGAUUAAUCACCUAUAGAGAGGGUCUUUUGUAUUAUCCUGGUGAAUCUGAAGCCUCGACAGAAAAAUGGAUUGCAGAAGUUAUUUCUCAUGAGGUUGCCCACCAGUGGUUUGGUAAUUUGGUAUCUCCAAAAUGGUGGAAGUGGUUAUGGUUAAAUGAAGCAUUUGCAUCUUUCUGGGAUUACCACAUUGUUGGUGAAAUAUACCCUAGUUGGAGAUCGGUAACUAUAUUUAAUCUGAAUGCUUUAGAGAAACAUGGUAUAUUUGUUACCGAUGCUCUGAGGACGUCACAUCCAUUAACACAUGACGUAGAAAGUAAUACAGAAAUCGGAUCUAUUUUUGAUGGCAUUACUUACACUAAAGGUUCACAAAUAAUACGAAUGAUGCACUUUAUUAUGGGCCAAGAUUUAUUCAUAAAAGCUCUAAAUAAUUACCUUCAUGCAUACCAAUACUCAGUAGCUGAACAUUAUGAUUUAUUCGAUAAACUAACAGAGACAGCUAUUGCUGAAGGUUAUCCAGAUCUGAAUAUGACUAAACUGAUGGACCCAUGGGUAACACAAGCUAACUACCCAGUGGUCAAUGUGGCUAUAGAAGGUGGCCGAUAUCGCCUUACACAAAAACGAUUUCUGAUUGGCACCACUGAUCAAGAAGCUGAAAAUGAUACAGCUUUAUAUGACUACAAAUGGCCUAUACCGAUCACAUAUACCACUAACAAAGACCAAAACUUUACCGAAGAUAGAGCUAAUGUUAUUAUGAUGAAUGGUAAUGGCGAUCCAGAAUAUAUUAAUGUAGAUCCUUCUGAUACGGAAUGGAUUAUUCUUAAUCUUCAACAGCAUGGUUUCUAUAGAGUGAAUUAUGAGGAAUCAAAUUGGAGAGCCCUGAUAAAUCAAUUAAAAACAGAUCAUACUGUUAUAAGUAACAUCAACAAAGCCCAGAUCAUCAACGAUGCUGCUAAUAAUGCCAAAGCUGGACUGUUGGAUCCUCUCAUUGCUUUAGAGACGUUAGAAUAUCUUGUUGAUGAGACGGAUUAUCUACCUUGGAGAGCCUUUUCUAGAGAAAUGAAUUAUGUUGAAUCAAUGUUACUGAGGACAGAAUUGUACAGCAGUUUUAGUGUAAGUUAUAUCUUCUUCUUUUGUUUGUUACAUGCCGUGCUGGCAACAACUGAACACACAGGUACGGGUCCGGACACGAUAUUUGCUGUCACAACCUUGGCUUCUUAUGCCUGUAAUCAUGAUGUAAGUGAAUGUGUGGAUAAUGCUACAUCAUUGUUUAAUGAGUGGAUGACCAGUGGAACAGAUAAUACCAACCCCAAUCUGAGAAAUAUAUUCUACUGUACCGCAGUUAAAGAAGGUCGAUUUGCAGAAUGGGAAUUUGCAUAUGAAGAAUACAAGAAGUCAGAGUCCACUUCCAAGAAAAAUGCCUUAAGACAUGCCUUGUCUUGUACAACAGAAGUCUCCCUAUUACAUCGGUAUGACGAAUUAAUGCUAAAUAUGGCUCUGGAUCCCGAUGAGGUUCGAUCACAAGAUGCAAGAACGACAAUCCAGUAUGUUGCUAGUAAUCCCAUUGGUGUUGACAUUACUUGGAAUUUCUUUAAGGACAAAUUCAGCACUCUUGAAACAAGCUUGGGAUCGAUGAACAGCUUAUCGAGAUUGUUGUCAUCAGUAACUGAAACAUUCAAUACACAAUAUUACCUGGAUGAGUUACAAGCAAUGGUAGAUAACAAGGAAGUGGGGAAUUAUGAAUCAGCAUUUAAAGGAGCUAUAGAGACAACGAAAGCCAAUAUAGAAUGGUUGGCGGAUAAUUACGAAAUAUAUAAAACAUGGCUUUUAUCUUGA